AUGCCUUUGACGCGCACAGCGCAGCGGGCGGCCGGUCCGAAGGAUGCAGGGUUUGAUGUUAUGCUUGACCUUGCACCUGAGCCAACUUUGCCUGCGGUGCCAAUUGCAGCCUCAUGGAACUAUGGCGCUCAAGGAGCCGCGGGCCUACCUCGACCGAUAGCCUUGCAGCCAAACGUUGAUGUGCACAAUAUGGCUCGAAAGAUCGACAGUGGCCUCGAGCGUGCCCGAGUCCGAGAGACUGCCGAAUUAGAUCGUGAGAUACGAACUGGGGCCAUGAGAUAUUCUCCAGCCCGUCGACAGCUCAAACGUGAACCGACCCCCGAUCAGACGCAAUUGAUGCAGUCGCUGCACGACGCAGCUGAGUCACCAGGUGAAUACUAUAACACCCAGGAGUCUGACGCAACCCCUCCGCGGCCUGUACAACAGCCAGUUUCCACAGAUUCCAGUCCCGAUGUAGAGCCCCCUCUGCAACGUCGUCUGUCUGUCAUGUCAUAUGAGCCUCUAUAUCCAUCACCACUUCAACGAGCCGGAUCUCCUCGUCAGAAUACCACCUCAUCUCAAAGCACACCGGCUCGCCAUAGCUCUAUCGACAAUGCCUCCGAAUUGUCUUGGAACCUCGAACGUGAUAUUCACGAGGACGAUUUGCAACGAACAAGGCCGGGAAAAUACCGUGGAGAGCCCCAUGGACGCAAUAUUACGGCGCCUCCCCGACGGCCAUCCGGGUUGUCCAUGCUCCAGGAGACCAUUGAAGAGGAGGAAGAGCCAAGUUCAGAUCCAAUAGACGAGCCCGAGCAAAUACCAGAGCAAAUACCGGACCCUCCGUCUGCACAGUCUAUUCGCACGUGGACAGAACCAGUGCGAACAAUAAUCCCUCAAUUCCUUCGCACUGGAUCUCCCCAACAAAGCCCCCAAUCUUCACCGAAUCUCCCCAAGGAAGGUCAGCCCAACGGAUGGUUAUCUUCUAUGCCCUCCAUGCCAUCGUUACGAUUUGAACACCGUGACAAGCAUACAUCAACCCUCAGACGAACGAACUGGUUUUCGACGACGUUUGUUCUCCCGGUACUUGUAGUUAUCGUCUCCAUGGCACUUUUUUUCGCCUUCCAGGGCGGUUUGCUCGAAAACAUUCACUUCCCUUUCUCUCGCGAGCAGCCACCAUACGUCUCACCAGAUAUGCCUGGCUCUUCUCUUGUCCAUGGCCUUAAUUAUCAGGUGAACAGAAUAAACGCCCAAGUGGCGUCCCUAUCAUCGGAGUUGAGCAUCGUGAGAUCGGAACACAGUCAUGAUCCACACCCUACCUAUGUCACUGAUCCUGCCCCUGAAACACUGCCUCCAAGGGUUAACUUCUUGUCGCCCUCGCUAGGCGCUCUUAUUGACCCUUUCAAUACCGCUCCGACAGUUGGACGCAAGAAUCCAUUCUGGAAACGUGUCUUGAUUAGCAUCAUACCAUUUAAUUACGGCAUCCGCAACCCACUUCCCCCUAUUGCCGCCCUCACACCCUGGGAGGAGAUCGGCGAUUGCUGGUGUAGUUCUCCUCGCAAUGGUGUCACCCAGCUCUCGGUACUCCUCAACCACUACAUCGUGCCCGAUGAGCUUGUUGUCGAACACAUCGCUGCCGGCGCAACUCUUGACCCAAGCGUCGCCCCCAAAGACAUCGAAGUAUGGGCUAGGUACCGAGUUGUUCCUCUUGAUAGCCCGAAAGGAACGCGAAGUUUCUUCUCCAUAUUCACUCCAUGGCGGACCCCGAGAAAUUCCCAUCCGGUUGAGCCGAUAUCUUCUAAAGAAAAAGGUCUUGGCGGAUACAAUGUCCCAGGGGAGAAUUCCCUCCAUGAAGUUCUCAUGAAUGUCCUGCGCGUAUCCAAUCCUCAUGAGCCGCCGGAGGCUUACUCCGGACGAUCCCGCACUGGGCUCGAACUUCUACCGCAUCGGACGGAUGACAUACAACGUCACUGCGAAGAACAAUAUACAGCGCUUCGCACUCAAUACUGUGAUUGA
This is a messenger RNA of Penicillium macrosclerotiorum, 1992 nucleotides long. RefSeq lists its product as uncharacterized. Gene Ontology annotation, biological process: nuclear envelope organization. The coding region runs from base 1 to 1992 and encodes 663 amino acids. The record is from RefSeq and is a predicted model, not a curated record. Gene Ontology annotation, cellular component: meiotic nuclear membrane microtubule tethering complex; nuclear envelope. Gene Ontology annotation, molecular function: protein-membrane adaptor activity. The transcript has a single exon. Lineage: Eukaryota; Fungi; Ascomycota; Eurotiomycetes; Eurotiales; Aspergillaceae.